AUGGCGGUUGAUUGGGCGGCUGUGAAGCGAACCAUCAAUGAAGAAUGGGACAAGACGGUGCUGCCUGCUCUCUCCGCAUACAUUGAAGUUCCAAACCAGACGCCUCUUUUUGAUCCGGAAUGGGCCACCAACGGCUUCAUGGAAAAAGCCAUGAAUGUCAUGCUGGAAUGGGUGAAGGGCCAGGGCAUCAAUGGCCUAAAAUAUGAGCUUCUGGAAGAGAAGGGUCGGACCCCGUUUCUUAUUUUGGAGGUUGAGGGCACGAAACCCACAAAAAAGGUGUUGCUCUACGGUCAUAUGGACAAGCAGCCGCCUCUUCUUCCAUGGAGUGAGGGCCUUCAUCCCUACAAGCCUGUGUACCGCGAUGGAAAACUGUAUGGCCGAGGCGCCGCCGAUGAUGGCUAUGCGAUAUUCUCAGCGGUGAGCGCCUUGGUGGCACUACAAAAGCACGGAAUACCGCAUGGACAAAUCGUCGUAAUCAUUGAAGCGUGUGAAGAGUGCGGAAGUCCCGAUCUCUCCUAUUAUAUGGAACGGCUCAGUGACCGUAUCGGAGAUGUGGAUCUUCUUAUCUGCCUGGACAGUGGGGCUAUGUCCUACGACAAGGUGUGGUUAACCACUGCGCUGCGAGGUGCUCUCUGUAGCACCCUCACUGUUGAGACCCUGAGUGAAGGGAUGCACAGCGGUGUCUCUGGUGGUGUGGUCCCAGACACAUUCCGCAUUGCCCGUCAGUUGCUUGAUCGCCUUGAAGAUCCCAUAACGGGCGAAAUAAAGCUCCCUGAGGCGCAUUGUGUCAUUCCGAAAUCUGUUGUGGAGGACAUGGAAGUCAUGAAGGAAGUCAAUUUCAAGGAACUGUUUGCGCUGCUACCUGGUGUCUCUACCGAACCAGGUGACAAUGCCGAACUGGCUCUGCGUAACUUUUGGAAACCUUGCCUUACCGUGACGGGGGCCGACCUUCCUGAUCCCGCCGUAGCAGGCAAUGUGAUUCGCGCAAAAACGUCGCUGCGGCUUUCAAUUCGUCUCCCACCCUUGGUGGACACCGAAACCGUUUCCAAUGCAUUGAAGAAACUGCUUGAGGCAAACCCACCAUAUGGUGCCAGGGUUGUUUUUAAAGCAGAUGGUGCGGCGUAUGGAUGUGUAACGCCAGAACUCAAGCCGUGGCUUGUCAAAUCCCUAACUGAAGGAAGCAUGCAAGCGUUUGGCAAACCAUUUGCAACGCAGGGCGUGGGUGGUUCUAUUCCGUUUAUUGCAACGCUUAUCAAGCAAUUCCCAAAGGCCCAGUUUGUGGUUACGGGUGUGCUUGGGCCCAAGAGCAAUGCACACGGACCAAACGAGUUUCUGCAUGUGCCUUUCACAAAGGGUCUGACCUUUUGCGUCACUCGCAUGUUGGCCGACCACUUCCAUGCCGCGUCGAAGGUGUAG
Messenger RNA from Trypanosoma rangeli, 1416 nucleotides. RefSeq names its product succinyl-diaminopimelate desuccinylase-like protein. The transcript has a single exon. Lineage: Eukaryota; Euglenozoa; Kinetoplastea; Trypanosomatida; Trypanosomatidae. The record is from RefSeq and is a predicted model, not a curated record. Bases 1 to 1416 code for a protein of 471 amino acids. Gene Ontology annotation, molecular function: peptidase activity. Gene Ontology annotation, biological process: proteolysis.